Molecule: messenger RNA, 1286 nt
Organism: Chrysoperla carnea
Lineage: Eukaryota; Metazoa; Arthropoda; Insecta; Neuroptera; Chrysopidae
Gene: Tap42
Product: immunoglobulin-binding protein 1
Exons: 1
Coding region: 249-1286 (345 amino acids)
Biological process (GO): regulation of dephosphorylation; regulation of signal transduction
Cellular component (GO): cytosol
Molecular function (GO): protein phosphatase 2A binding
Source: RefSeq, a predicted model, not a curated record
UCGUAAUAUAAUAGUAAAGUGCUAAGUAGCAAAUUUUAGUGGACGGUUAAUGUGAAAAAAUAAUCGUUAAAUAAUGGUUUAAUAACAAUUUAUUAUGGAAAACUUGCUAAAAUAAAUAAUACAUGUGUCAAUUUGUAUAUCUACUAAGGCAUUUUUACUGUCAUUAAGUUUUCAUAAGUGUUUUUAUAAAAUUCCGGUUUCGACUCGUUUAAAAUUACUUAACAUUUUAUAGGAUAUAUCGAAUAAAAAUGGCAUCAUCCACAGAAGAUCAACAAGAAAGCCCAGAAAAUACCAUAAGUGAUUUAUUCGAUCAAGCUUUUGAUCUUUACAAUGCAAUUAAUAACACAACCGAAGCGACAAAUAGUGAUCAAGUGCAAUUGGAUGUUCGGAAAGCGAUUAAAAUGCUCGAAAAUUGUACAAAAUUGGUAUCAGCCGCCAGUAUUUUUAGCACAAAUGAAAGUUUUGAAGAAUUGCCGCCCAAUGAUAUUAAAUUUUUAUUACUACCCGUUUUAUUAGGAAUGCUACACUUAAAAAUUUGUGGUACCCAUGAUCGGAAAGAGUUACUCGAUAAUGCUGAAAUAUAUUUUAAAGAUUAUUUGAAACGAUGUUAUGAAUACGGACUUACUGAAAAUGAUGUAACCAAGAAAAAAAAAGAUUCAGAAAAUCAAACUGACCGGGAAGAAAGCGAAAUAGAAAUUAUCCAAAAAAUUGUCCAUAAUCGAUCGAAUAAGAUUAAACGAUAUCAAGAACAAAAAGCGUUGGAUGAAAAAAUAGCGUAUUUGAAACAAAAUUUAGAUGAGGAUGUUAAGCGAGAAUUUUUCACGACAUUAAUAAAAUCGUAUAUUUAUCAAGUCAUCGAUGAAUUAAAUAGUAUCGAUAUGGAACGACCCAUGUUAGAAAUUCAUCUACGUAAUCAAACGAAUAAACGCCGAACAAAUAUUCCUAAACCGCCACCAUUAAAACCGAUCAUUAUCACGAAAGAUGAAAUUCAAAAAGCCGUGUUUGGAGCUGGUUAUCCAUCGUUACCCACUAUGACUGUUAAAGAAUUUUAUGAUAAACGUGUUGCCGAUGGUAUUUUUCCUGAUCCGAAUAAACCCAGAAGUGCACCAAUGAGUUUACAAGAAAUGGCUAUAGCUGGAGUUACACCGGACGAAGAUGCGGAGCAAAAAGAGGAAGAAGAAAAAAUUGAACAAGAUGACGAGGAAAAUUUAGCACGUUUAAGAGCUAAAGAUGAAUUCAAAGAUGAAUUCCGACGUGGAUAUGGAAACCGUAUGAACAGAAGUUAA